AUGCCUCAAGUUGGAUUUGAACCCAUGGCCGUCUGUAUUUUAGAGCAGAUAAUCAUUUCUUCAGAGAGUGGUUGUAGUAUCGAGGACCUGUCUAGCAAGUACAGUGCCUACGAGUCUCAACAUCACCAUCUACUGAGCUGUCUGGAGAAAACAACAACCUGGUACAAUGGACUGCAGGAGGAGCCAGCAGUACUGAGAACGGACCAGUCAGCAGACUUUACGAAUCGGCAGUAUCAGGAGACUGAGUACACCUAUAAUGGCAUCCCGUUCACACGCUCCUUAGGUUCACCCACUCCUCCUCUUACACCUAGCCCAUCCCGGGAGUUCGCCCUCAACCAGGGUAAGAACCACGCAGGUUCCAGCUGCUGUACUCGUUGGGCGCGCGGAAACCGCUACGAAGCCACGCCGACUUCACCCGAGGAUUCAGACCUUAACGACGUGCACAUUCAUGAUCCCAAUUCCAACCCCACCAUUAAGAAGGAGGACCUAUCCAUGGACUCGUACCCCAAGAUGAAUUGCACGACGACGGUCACCACGGCUAUCGUUACCGUGUCUCCACCAACUACAGCUGGAGAUGGUGACUCCUUGAACACAACGGUGAGCACAAGGUCAAGUCCAGGAGUUGUACGAGUCUCUGCACUAUAGCACAGGUCAGAAAGGACAGGCAUAAGGAGCCCUGACUACUAGUAACGAGCCGUUUUAUGUAAAGCUUGUCGUUAUUUGAUUGCCUUACAAAGAAAAAAUUCGCUGUGUUGAACUGUUGUUGUUUUGAGACUAAUGCCGAUGACCAUGAUGAUGGUGUUGAUGGGGGGGGGGGGGGGAGAAGGUAAUUAGCGAGACUAAAAAUGAAGAAAGUGAAGGUUUGCAGACAGCGGCAUCAUUUCCAGCAGGUGUAAAUUGACAUUCGGUCACACUCUGAGCACUUUACUGACACCACAUGGCUGAUCAUACUGGGGGAUACGCUGUGAAUCAAGCUGAUCAACAACAACAAAUGGAGGGGAUGCUCCACAUAAGACUGCUAUCCACUCACUGCAGUGUGGAUCAACAUUCUCACUAGACCCUCUGACUGGUGUCGUUUCCUGCUGAGGCAAAAUGUGCAUGAGUGUGUGAAAGCAAUUUGAAGGAUUUAUUGUUAUUGUCCGGUUUUAGUUUGAUUACUUUGAUUGUGGAAUGAAAAUGUAAGGAGCCCUUUUGUGAGUGUUGAAUGAUGGUCAAUGCUUACUGCAGCGUGCCGGAGCGGGGCAUGUAGGCCAAUAAUAGGCCAUCUCUAUAAUCGCUACGUGGUAUUAUGCUUCAACCUUGCUCUGUGUCAAAUAAUCCUAUUCCAUGUACCCCACAAAAAAAUAUAUAAAAUAAAAUAACCAAUUAAAAAAAAAACUUAAAAGGAAAGGAAAAAUAGGGAAAAAAACGCAAGAUUGCUGGAGAGAACAUUCUUAAUUCUGCUAAAGGCCACAAAUCAACAAGCUCCAAACAUGCAAGAACCAUGCGCGCCAGAUGCAAAUAUAACAGCAUAAUGACCUAAAUAUUAGUUAUUUGAUUUCACUUAAUGCAGUUACGGUUUAUAGAGUUCCUUGUUAGAGAGAAAAAAAAACUGAUAAGAUUAGGUGUCAUCUGCUGCAAGGAUCAUCCAGCAACAGCAGUCAGCUCAAAAAGCUGUCUGCAUUUAGCAACAAUUGUAACUGAAUAUUCGUUCGUCACCGUCCCACCCCCGAAGUCAAUUCAGUUAUAAAGUCUCAAGUUAUCACAAUAUGUCAAAUCAAAGGUAAUUAACUCCCUUGUUAAGUCACAAGCUGCGCUCCUGAUGAUUUUGUUGUUGUCAAGCACUUUCUAUACUCAUUAUUACUCAUAUUUUUCUCACAGGGCCAAGUGGGGCAAAUUGCUUGUUCAAGUCACAGGCAUACAACGUUGCACCUGAUCAGCUGAUUGCCUCAUUUUGGGUUGCUCAGCUGUGCCAUUAGAAAUUUGAAAACAUAGUACAAAGUCUCGCUGUUUCUGCCACUCUCCUGGUGUUUUGGUUGACAAACUGCAGUUGCUUGCCUGAAGUCAUGCAGUCGGCAACUGCCUUGAGACCCUACAAGUCUAUUGAGUAUCCAGACAGAUUUGGGUAGCCUUGAAUUCCUGGGUUGGUGUCUGAAGGUGUUGCAGGAGUUCUUUAUCAUGGCCAAAUGAUCCAAUAUGUGCAAGAACUUACACAGUCCUAAGAGGCUGAAAGUGCAUGAAGCAGCAGCACAUAGCUUUCAGACUAUAAAAAACAGAUAAAUAUGCUCUGACACAUGUGGCCAAUGUUUUUCCAUUAUAGAAAAGUGCAACUUCAAUUUCAUGGGGAUCAACUUUUUAUUUUUUAUUUUAUAUAAAUAAAUGUAGAAGUGACUACAAUCUGUGAGUGAUAUAAUGGAGGGGUGUUUAAGGCAGCUGUCAGGACACAAGUCCCCAUCUCACAGACAAACAGAAAGCCAUUCUUGCUUGAACCUAAUCUACUGACUGCUAUUAACAGAUGACAAUUGGAAAUUCAAGUUGCCUUGUAGAUCCACAAAACACAGUUGAUUGUUGAAAAAAAAGUGUGAAAUGUUGUAAAUAAUAAUCAAAGUUGUUAACUCCAAAUGAAAAGAAAAAAGUAUGUUGCAUAUCAAGGGGAAAUACUCCACAAACAAAAUGUUUUUAUGGGAUUGCAGAAAAAUGAUUAGCCCCAGAACAAAGAUGGAAAUAUUAAAGAGCCACAAGUAAUGUUAGUGGACAAUCUUCCAAGGAUGUACUUCUGUUUUUUAAUUUUUUUUAUCUCAAGCUCACUCUUUCCCAUUUCAUUGACACACCACAAAUUACCACGCUGCUUUUUAACCAGAUUCGGAGUGCAGCGCACUGUUGUACAUAUAUGCCCUCACAGCUCUCUAUCUAUAUUAUUAUAUAUGUAUAUUUAUUAACUAAUCAGAUUAUUCAAUAUAAUUUCAAUCAAAGAUCAAUAUUUGGUAGCAAGCUAUCAGACUGUAUUCAAAAUAUCCAAAUCAACCUGUGUAUGAUAUAGUCCUAGGUAUUAUAAACAAUACAUGUUCAAAAAUGUUUUCUGUAAAUGUUAUGAGUGUACAUGUAUACCAUCCAAAUGUGCAUCAACAAAAUGAUACAGAUUUUGUUUUUAAAGUUCCCAUUAUGUUGUGGAAACCUUAUUUAUUUGAUGUGAUACGAUAAGGUAUGGGGUUUGUUUCAACAGCGAUGGAUUGGUUUAAACAACAGUGUCUGUGGCAUGCUUGGAUGAAGAGACUGGUCAAGUAACAGAUUUCAAUUUGUUAGCUUGUGAAGUUGGUAGAUGUUUGUUUCUUUGUAUAUGCUUAAAUGAUUUUUCAUUAUUUGCAAUAAAUCAUUUUGUAUAAAGUUUGGUAUGUUUGGAGGUAUAUAAAAUAUGGCUUUCAUUUUCUCUUUUUCAUAAACAAACAAAAAAAGGAUGCAAUGCCCGCCAUAUUGGGUACGGUUUUAACUUAAACUUAAAUUGGGUUAUUUUUGUACAAAUGGUUGUAUUCAUAUUGUAAUUGUUAAUUUACACCAACUCUUGUAUUAAACCACUAUAGUGGAUUCGUAGGUUGAUUUCCACUCACAUUUAUUCUGUUUAAAACUCUAAUCCAAGAACAUGUAGAAAUUUGAAUUUGGCUGAGGUUUUGAUUCCGUAGAGCAGUGUACAAUAAUUGUUUUUAAAUCAUGGACUUCUUUCCCAUAUCUUGGUACAGGCUUUCCUUAUAGACCAAUCAUAUUCAAAUUUUAUUCCAUAUAACAUGGGAGGAGUCGGUCAUUCACCAGCUGCUUUGGAUACAUUUACAUAAACGUACAUGCAUUUACAUAAUUGUAUACUUACUUUGUUCCUGAUUGAACAAUUAACAAACAUACACAGUUAGUUUUAGAGAUAUACACAAUUUGUUUCCUCAUUGACCAUUCUAAACAUUGAAAUCUAUGUCAUGGUCAUGACAUUUUAAAUUCUGAUUUACUAACAGCUUUAUAUAACACCAAGGUACAUAAUUAUACUAAUCAGUUUAAAAUAUCAUAAGUUGUAGUGUAAUAAUUUGCAUAAUUGUUGAAAGGCAACCCCAAACAUGGCAUUACAGUCUCAUUCAUGUUACACACAAGUAAUAUUAAGAAUUCAUAGCCACUUGCUUUGCCAUCCUCGUACAAAGACAAACUGUAUCUAAACUAGUAACAUACACGUUGGCUACCCACUAGUUUAGGGUCCAAUUGCAAAGAGCUGCAAAAGCACAAUAUUCUGCUGAGCAAAAAUGAGCAGGAAACCAGUCAGAGUGUAUGCAGAAUGGUAUCUCUCGUCUGUUUUGUGCUUAAGCAGAAAAUGUUGCUUAAACAUUCUGUUUGACAAAGAUGAGCAGGAUAAGGGUUACAGAUUAUACAUGAGUGUUGCAUGACACUUUGGCUGGUAACCUUAUUCUGGUAAGCACAUUUUUGUUUUGCUUAGCUUAUUCGUGUGCAAUAAACAGCUUUAUUCUAUUAGGCUCUGGUUAGGUUUAAAUUGCAGUUUGUCAUUCAUUAAGCCAGAUAUUAGUUUCAGAACUUCACUAAAUCAUGAAUUAAACUCUCUUCUGGUUUUGGUAGAUUUAUACCAUCCAUUGAAGGUCGGCAUGUAGAUGUCAUACUGCAAAUAUGCAACUGUCGAGUUCUAAUAAAUAUAAGCACUGAGGGAUUAUGUAUGGAUUUGGGGCACUUCCAAUCUACACCCCCCUCCUCAGUAAUAGAUAACUAAAUAUACACAAUAAAAAACUAAAUAAGACCUGGCACAUUAUUAGAUUAUAUAUUUAUAAUUUAAUAUGGUUUGGGUACAGCACAUAUAUCAGUGUGAUGUACAGCAAUUGUUCCAACAAGAAUCAUAUUUGCUUUUGGAGUGUGGAUGAGGCCUUGGCCAAGUUUCAUAAUAUUAUGAUGUCAUGCAGAAAACAUGGCUUAGCCAUUGUUUAAAGGUGCUCAGCCAAAAUGUAAGUAGGACACCAGGUAAGAAUGUAUAUGGAAUUUUGACUGGUGGCCUAUUCCUGCUAAGCAGGAUUUUUUGUGCUUAGCACGUUUUUGUGCUGGUAUUUACUUUAUGAAUAGAGCUGCACAAUCAGGCAAGUUUGCUUGACAGUGGUGUGUUAAGAAAAGACUAGCAGGACACCAGUCAAAGGUGGCAUGUGAUAUGGUAAAUUUGGCUGGUAGCCUUAAUCUGAUAAGAGUCAUUUGUUUGUGCUUAGCAGUUCUUCGACAUUGUUGGCCGAGUUGGUCAGUUUAACCAAGCAAAUUCAUGGUUCAGCAGAUUGAGGUAAAGUUGGAUCUUCAUAGUACAGAGUGAACACCAGUUAAAUAGUGGUGAUGUGCUGUGCAAUCUCAAUAUAAAGCCUGGUGAGCCAGUUGUCGGCAAGAGCCCAAUCUUAUAACACCAAACACUGAUUGACAGUUCUCUGCUAAGCAAAAAUAAGCAGGAUACCAGUCACAGAUGGUACAUUUGGAUUGGUAUUUUGUCGGGUUACCUUAUUCUGGUAAGCAUAUUGUACUAAGCUCAUUGUUGUUCUUAACAGCUCUGUGAAAUUGGGCCCUGGUCCCGUGCUCGAUGUAUAGGACUGCGAAGCCAAAAUUAAAACAUAUUAAACAUUUGUAAUUUAUUAUGUUUUCUUUGGGUGAACCAUACAGCUAUAAGCGGUUUAUUUGUGAUGUUCUGAAAUUGAUUAUUGGCAUCUUCAGUAUUGCACAAGUGGAUUUAUGGUAUCUCAUAUUUAUUAACUCCAUUUAUAAGGUUGAUUAAGAAUACAAAGCUGAGUAUUUUUCUUUUUCGGCUAAGCAUAGACACCUGAGGAACAUCAGAUGUUUUGCCCAAACCAGUUUGCUCAAAAAUUUCUUUAAGUUUCUUAUCCAGCAAUGUUUUAUGAUACCUCAUAUUCGUUAACUGAAUUUCUUAAAAGGUUUAUUGCCAGGACAAAGCUGAGUAUUAUUCUUUAUUCUCUGUAUGGACUAAGCACAGUGCCCCGAGGAACUCCCAGAGGUGUGUUUGUGUAAUUACAUAAUAGUUAAAACAUUUUACAGUACCUGGUAAUAAUUUCAGUCUGAAGAAACCAGACACAAAUUUGUAAAGAAGUUUCAGUUGAAAGUCGACAGAUAUUCCUUCUUGAUGUAACAAAAAAUUACCACUAGGUGCAAGUUA
Asterias rubens (European starfish) is the source of this 6154-nucleotide messenger RNA. RefSeq names its product potassium voltage-gated channel subfamily D member 3-like. The record is from RefSeq and is a predicted model, not a curated record. Lineage: Eukaryota; Metazoa; Echinodermata; Asteroidea; Forcipulatida; Asteriidae. The transcript is spliced from 4 exons. Bases 1 to 645 code for a protein of 214 amino acids.